AUGUUCAGAUCUAAGUCAUGCAGAGAAGAGACCAGAAGCAGCAGGAUCACCAACAAGUACCAUUGUUUCAGUAAUGGAGGAAAGUCUGAAGCAGCACCAAGCCAAACAAACCAGCAGCCUCCAGUGAUGAUGAUGAGAUCUUACAGCACAUCAACUUAUAGUCCACACAAGAAUCCAUCAACAAUGGUGAGAGACGAUUCCAACAGUAAAUCAAAGAGAGGUAAUAAUAGUAAGGUGAAGAAAGAGUUAAAGGGUUUGUGUGAAGCAGAGAUUCAGAGGAAGAAGAGAGUGGCUGCUUAUAAUGUGUAUGGUGUUGAAGGGAGAGUCAAGGGAUCGAUGAAGAAGAGCUUCAAAUGGUUCAAGGAGACUUGUUCAAGUGCUGUCUAUGGUUUGUGGUGA
Messenger RNA from Microthlaspi erraticum, 399 nucleotides. Lineage: Eukaryota; Viridiplantae; Streptophyta; Magnoliopsida; Brassicales; Brassicaceae. The record is from the annotation of a GenBank genome assembly.